CGGAGGCGCGCGGAGCCGGCUGGAGCACGCGGGAGCGCGGCCCCGCAGCGGCCCGGCCCGAGGGAGUAGCACGCAGGAGCAGAACGGCCUGGCGACCCCCGCCCAAGACAGGACCCCGCCCCAGCGCGACGCGGCCCCAAGAGAGGACUCCCGCCUCGGAGCGCGGCCUCGCCCGCUUUGCUCGCUCGGGUCCCCGGGCUGCGGGCAUGGACAGCGCCCGCUCGCCCUAGAUGGACGGCGAUGGCGGCCGCCGAGACGCCCCCGGCGCGCUGAUGGAGGCCGGGCGCGGCACGGGGUCGGCGGGCAUGGCGGAGCCGCGGGCGAGGGCCGCGCGGCUCGGGCCCCAGCGCUUCCUGCGGCGCAGCGUGGUGGAGUCGGACCAGGAGGAGCCGCCGGGCCUGGAGGCGGCCGAGACGCCGAGCGCGCAGCCCCCACAGCCCCUGCAGCGCAGGGUGCUUCUACUCUGCAAGACGCGCCGCCUCAUCGCGGAGCGCGCCCGGGGCCGCCCCGCCGCGCCCGCGCCUGCCGCGCCCGCUGCGCCUCCCGGCUCCGCGAGUGCCCCCUCGGACCCUGGCCCGGAGCGAGCGGGCACGCAGGAGCCCAGCCCAGAUCCCACCACCGCAGCAGCCGCAGCCGCGCCGGUCCCCGACGGCGGCCCGCCGCGGCAGGAGGAGGCGCCGGCCCCGACACGGGAGGACACUGGUGCCACCGAGGCAAAGCCGGAGCCCGGGCGCGCACGCAAGGAUGAACCUGAGGAGGAGGAGGACGAUGAGGACGACCUCAAGGCCGUGGCCACCUCUUUGGACGGCCGCUUCCUCAAGUUCGAUAUCGAGCUGGGCCGGGGCUCCUUCAAGACGGUCUACAAGGGGCUGGACACGGAGACCUGGGUGGAGGUGGCAUGGUGUGAACUGCAGGACCGGAAGCUCACCAAGCUUGAAAGGCAGCGGUUCAAAGAGGAGGCGGAGAUGCUGAAAGGUCUACAGCAUCCCAACAUUGUGCGCUUCUAUGACUUCUGGGAGUCCAGUGCCAAGGGCAAGCGGUGUAUUGUGCUUGUGACGGAGCUGAUGACCUCGGGGACACUGAAGACGUACCUGAAGCGGUUCAAGGUGAUGAAGCCCAAGGUACUGAGGAGCUGGUGCCGGCAGAUCCUGAAGGGCCUGCUGUUCCUGCAUACAAGGACACCCCCCAUCAUCCACCGAGACCUCAAGUGUGACAACAUCUUCAUCACUGGGCCCACUGGCUCCGUGAAGAUUGGUGACUUGGGUCUGGCCACCCUUAAAAGAGCAUCUUUUGCCAAAAGUGUGAUAGGUACCCCCGAGUUCAUGGCACCUGAAAUGUACGAGGAACAUUAUGACGAGUCGGUCGAUGUCUACGCCUUCGGGAUGUGCAUGCUGGAGAUGGCCACCUCGGAGUACCCCUAUUCGGAGUGCCAGAACGCUGCUCAGAUCUAUCGCAAGGUCACCUGUGGCAUCAAGCCGGCCAGCUUUGAGAAGGUGCAUGAUCCUGAGAUCAAGGAGAUCAUCGGGGAGUGCAUCUGCAAGAACAAAGAGGAGAGGUAUGAGAUUAAGGACCUGCUGAGCCAUGCCUUCUUCGCGGAAGACACGGGUGUCCGGGUGGAACUUGCAGAGGAGGACCACGGCAGGAAGUCUACCAUAGCCCUGCGGCUCUGGGUGGAAGACCCCAAGAAGCUGAAGGGCAAGCCCAAAGACAAUGGAGCCAUAGAGUUUACCUUUGACUUGGAGAAGGAGACCCCCGACGAGGUGGCACAGGAAAUGAUCGAUUCUGGAUUUUUCCACGAGAGUGAUGUAAAGAUUGUGGCCAAGUCCAUCCGUGACCGGGUAGCACUGAUUCAGUGGCGGCGCGAGAGGAUCUGGCCUGCACUGCAGUCUCAGGAGCCAAAGGACUCGGGCAGCCCUGACAAGGCCAGGGGUCUGCCAGCACCCCUGCAGGUCCAGGUGACCUACCACGCGCAGAGCGGGCAGCCUGGACAGCCAGAACCUGAGGAGACUGAGGCCGACCAGCAUCUCCUGCCCCCUACCUUGCCAGCUAGCGUUACCUCCUUAGCCUCGGACAGCACCUUCGACAGUGGCCAGGGCUCUACCGUGUACUCGGACUCCCAGAGCAGCCAGCAAAGCAUGGUGCUCAGCUCCCUUGUGGACACGACCCCCACCCCAGCCUCGUGCGUAUGCAGCCCCCCUGUGAGUGAAGGGCCCGGCCUGACCCACAGUCUGCCUCCACUAGGGGCCUUCCAGCAGCCGGCCACCGUGCCUGGCCUGUCUGUGGGCCCUGUGCCACCCCCUGCCCGCCCUCCACUCCUCCAGCAGCAUUUUCCAGAACCUUCUAUGAGCUUCACCCCUGUGCUGCCACCACCCAGCACCCCUGUGCCCACGGGCCCAAGCCAGCCAGCACCCCCAGUCCAGCAGCCUCUUCCAAUGGCCCAACCACCUACCCUGCCACAGGUCCUGGCCCCACAGCCCGUGGGCACUGUCCAGCCAGUACCCUCUCAUUUGCCUCCAUACCUGGCUCCAACCUCCCAGGUAGUGGCCCCUGCUCAGCUGAAGCCUCUCCAUAUGUCGCAGCCACCUCUACAACCACCUCUUGCUCAAGUCCCUCCGCAGAUGCCUCAGAUGCCUGUGGUUCCCCCCAUCACUCCCUUAGCAGGACUCGACGGCCUCCCUCAGACCCUCACUGACCUGCCAGCUGCAAACGUGGCCCCUGUGCCACCACCUCAGUAUUUCUCACCUGCUGUGAUCUUGCCAAGCCUCACAACGCCCCUGCCCACAUCACCGGCCCUGCCUCUGCAGGCUGUCAAGCUGCCUCAUCCCCCCGGAGCACCCCUGGCUGUGCCCUGUCAGACCAUCGUGCCAAAUGCACCGGCUGCUAUCCCCCUGCUGGCCGUGGCCCCGCAGGGUGUGGCUGCACUGUCUAUCCAUCCAGCAGUGGCCCAGAUCCCAGCCCAGAUCCCAACUCAGCCUGUGUACCCAGCAGCCUUUCCACAGAUGGUACCUGGAGACAUCCCGCCCUCACCCCACCACACGGUGCAGAGCUUACGGGCCACCCCUCCACAGCUGGCCUCACCUGUGCCUCCUCAGCCUGUGCAGCCCAGUGUCGUUCAUCUACCUGAGCAGGCUGCUCCAACUGCUGCCUCAGGGACCCAGGUCCUGCUGGGCCACCCUCCGUCGUACACCUCAGACGUUGCUGCUCCAGUCUCUGCCGUGUCCCUGCCGCCUGCUGUCCUUUCCCCUCCUCUGCCAGACACUCUUCUGCCUGCUGUCCCUGAGCUCCUGCCCAAGAUCCCCAGCUCCCUGGCCCCUACAGUGGUCGCAGCCUCUCAGAGUGUGCCCACCCAGACCGCUGCACUCCUCCCGCCAACAAACCCACCUCUGCCCACUGGGCCUGCAGUCGCUGGCCCCUGCCCUGCGGUCCAACUGAUGGUGGACGCGGCCCAAGAGGAGCAGGUCUCACAAGACAAACCCCCUGGCCCCCCACAGACCUGUGAGAGCUUUGGAGGUUCUGAUGCCACCUCUGGAAGAGAUCUGAGUGACAUCUGUGAAGGCACCUUUGGAGGGGGCAGGCUGGAGGGAAGGGCCGCCCGGAAACACCACCGUAGGUCCACUCGCGCGCGCUCAAGGCAGGAGAGGGCCAGCCGGCCCCGGCUCACUAUCCUGAAUGUGUGUAACACGGGGGACAAGAUGGUGGAGUGUCAGCUGGAAACGCAUAACCAUAAGAUGGUGACCUUCAAGUUUGACCUUGAUGGGGACGCUCCGGAUGAGAUUGCCACGUACAUGGUAGAGCAUGACUUUAUCCUGCCCGCUGAGCGAGAGACAUUCAUCGAGCAGAUGAAGGACGUCAUGGACAAGGCAGAAGACAUGCUCAGUGAGGACACGGAUGCUGAUCACGGCUCUGAUACAGGGACCAGCCCUCCACAUCUGGGUACCUGUGGUCUGGCCACGGGGGAGGACAAUGGACAACCCCAAGCCAAUGCCCCUGUCUAUCAGCAGAAUGUCUUGCACACGGGGAAGAGGUGGUUUAUCAUCUGUCCGGUGGCUGAACACCCAGCAACAGACACUUCCGAAUCAUCACCCCCACUUCCUCUAAGCUCCUUGCAGCCAGAAGCCAGCCAAGACCCAGCGCCCUAUCCAGACCAGCUGUCCUUGUCGGACAAACCUAGUUUCCCAGCUGCUCAGCAGCUCCUGAGCCAGGCAGGCUCCAGCAAUCCUCCUGGAGGAGCAGCAGCCCCCUUGGCCCCAUCUUCCCCUCCUGUGACUACUGUAAUCCCGGCAGCACCAGCCACCAGCACCGUGUCAGAGUCAGCAGCAGGGACUGCCACGCAGGCAGGAGGUCCAGGGACUCAUCAAGGACCAGCCAGUGUCCAUGAGACCCUCCAGCCACUGGCUGAGACACACCAUGCCCAGUGUGCUGCCCAGCCCCUUAGUACUGGCCAAGGACCUUGCACCCCAGCUCUGGAACCCUCUCGCUGCUCCACAGGUCUGGGGGAGCCCAUCUCAACAAGGGAGGUCAGCACUCAAGGAGAGCCCCUGCCUGCGUCAGUGCCAGAGCCCAGCCCUCCCACUGGGGCCACACAAUCUGUGCAGGGUCAGCCCCCACCCCCACUGCCUGUCACAGUGGGGACUGUCAGUCUGGCAGCUCCCCAGCUCCCCAGUCCCCCCCUGGGGCCUACUGCUCCCCCGCCACCCCCCUCAGCCUUAGAAUCUGAUGGGGAAGGGCCACCCCCUAGGGUGGGCUUCGUGGACAACACCAUCAAGAGUCUGGAUGAGAAACUGCGGACUCUGCUCUACCAGGAGCACGUGCCCACCUCCUCAGCCUCGGCUGGGACCCCCAUGGAGGCAAGCGAUAGAGACUUCACCCUGGAGCCCCUGCGAGGAGACCUUCCCUCAGCCUUGAGUGACAAGACCCCAAGCCUCACCCAGCAGACCCAGCCCUCCUUAGAAAAAUCAGAAACGGCCCCUGCAGGAUGGGCCCUGGCCCAGCGGGAACAGGGUGCGUCUUCUCCAAUGACAGCAGAGUCAUCUUCCAGCAACACACUGGGAUGUGACAGUGACACAGGGCAGGUGGCCUCAGACUCCCCCACAGCACCCAGUGUUCCCCAGGAUGCCUCUGCUUCUUCCGCCCCUACACACAUGGAUCCCAAAGAUCAGAAGAGUCGUGUUCCCAGAGAAGCCUUGGUAGCACCCACGCAGAGUGGCCCAGGGGCCUUCACAGAGGGCAGCCCAGCCCAGCUGCGCAGCGCCCGGGACUCUGGGUCUCCUCAUAAGAGGCUAGGGCAGCAGGACAGCAGUUCUCCAGCCAAAACUGUGGGCCGCUUCUCUGUGGUCAGCACACAGGACGAGUGGACUCUGGCGUCACCUCACAGCCUGCGCUACUCUGCCCCGCCUGAUGUCUACCUGGAUGAGAUCCCUUCCAGCCCUGAGGUGAAGCUGGCAGUGCGGCGGGUGCAGACAGCCUCCUCCAUCGAGGUUGGCGUGGAGGAGCCUGCCUCUAGUGACUCUGGGGAUGAAUGCCCAAGAAGGAGGACCCAGGUGCAGAAGCAGUCCUCCCUGCCGGGUAGUGGUGGUGUGGCAAGUGACUUUGUGAAGAAGGCCACUGCCUUCCUGCACAGGUCUUCGAGGGCUGGCUCGCUGGGCCCUGAGACACCCAGCAGGGCAGGUGUGAAGGUCCCUACCAUCAGCAUCACCUCUUUCCACUCCCAGUCCUCCUACAUCAGCAGUGACAAUGACUCGGAGUUCGAGGAUGCGGACAUAAAGAAGGAACUGCGCAGUCUGCGGGAAAAGCACCUGAAGGAAAUCUCUGAGCUACAGAGCCAGCAGAAGCAGGAGAUUGAAGCCCUGUACCGACGCUUGGGCAAGCCGCUCCCUCCCAAUGUGGGGUUCUUCCACACCGCACCCCCUAUGGGCCGCAGGAGAAAAACCAGCAAGAGCAAACUGAAGGCUGGCAAGCUGCUGAACCCCUUGGUGCAACAGCUCAAGGUCGUGGCCUCUAGCACAGGUCAUUUGUCUGAGUCCAGCAGAGGCCCUCCCACUCAGGACCCUGCCCACGCCAGCACGCCCCCGGGCACCAAGGCAGUUCAGACCCAGCAGCCCUGCUCCGUCCGGGCCUCUCUGUCCACAGACAUCUGCUCCGGUUUAGCCAGUGAUGGAGGCGGAGCGCGUGGCCAAGGGUCUUCCACCAGCAGCCUGGCCCCAGGCCCUGAGCCAGGUCCCCAGCCCACCAUGCACGUCCAGGCACAGGUGAACAACAGCAACAACAAGAAAGGCACCUUCACGGACGACCUGCACAAGCUGGUGGAUGAGUGGACGACCAAGACCGCGGGGGCGACGCAAGCAAAGCCCACGCUUAACCAGCUGAAGCAGACGCAGAAGCUGCAUGACAUGGAGGCCUCAGGAGAGGCUCGGGCUACAACUGUGCCUCGAGCAGGAGUGGGGACAUCGUGUCUGGCCCCAGCAUCCGGCCCUCUGUCCACCACAGCCAUUCCUGGAACCACCCCAGCCCUGCCUGUGCCCAUACCAGAUCCUGAGAGUGAAAAGCCCGACUGAGCCGGCCCCUACGCCAGGCCCUCACUGCAUCAUCCAGACGAAGAAGCGGCAGACCCCAGGGCAGCCACUCCUUUAGGCCAUUCACGCUGUUUUGUAACCACUUUCUAACCAUUUUUUUAUUCACAAUUGGAAACACAAAUGUAAUGCAAGAAUAAAACAUAU
Molecule: messenger RNA, 6716 nt
Organism: Apodemus sylvaticus (European woodmouse)
Lineage: Eukaryota; Metazoa; Chordata; Mammalia; Rodentia; Muridae
Gene: Wnk2
Product: WNK lysine deficient protein kinase 2
Biological process (GO): negative regulation of sodium ion transport; positive regulation of potassium ion import across plasma membrane; protein phosphorylation
Cellular component (GO): cytosol; cytoplasm
Molecular function (GO): ATP binding; chloride channel inhibitor activity; potassium channel inhibitor activity
Source: RefSeq, a predicted model, not a curated record